Molecule: messenger RNA, 1671 nt
Organism: Vicia villosa (hairy vetch)
Lineage: Eukaryota; Viridiplantae; Streptophyta; Magnoliopsida; Fabales; Fabaceae
Exons: 4
Coding region: 1-1671 (556 amino acids)
Source: RefSeq, a predicted model, not a curated record
AUGCUCAAAAUCAUCUCAAAACUGUUGGCGGCUAGACUUAGGAAGUAUAUUGGGAAGCUAAUAUCCUGCAACCAGACGGUGUUCAUUCCAGGGAGACAAAUAUUAGAUGGGGUUUUGGUUACUAAUGAAAUUAUCGACUAUGCAAAGAGAUUCAAGAAGGAAUGUUUAACGUGUAAAGUUGAUUUCGCCCAAGCUUACGACUGUGUAGAUUGGGAUUUUGUGAGGUUUAUGUUAAAAUCAACGGGCUUUGGAUCAAGGUGGAUGAAGUGGAUGGAUUCUGUGGUGUUCACCAGCACUAUGUCCAUCCUGGUGAACGGUAGUCCGAUAGAAUAUUUCCAAGUCUCAAAGGGUCUAAGACAAGGAGACCCCAUGUCACCUUUUUUAUUCACUAUUGUAGAGGAAGGGUUAGCGGGGAUGGUGAGAAAGGCUUCAAGCACAUGUUGUAAGGUAGACAAAUUCCCCUUUAAGUUUCUGGGCUUCAUAGUUGGUGGGAAUCAAAGAAACAUUAACUUUUGGAAUCCAGUUAUCAGUUCUUUGAAGGCCAAACUUGCAGGUUGGAAGGGGAAGUUGUUGUCCAUAGGGGGUAGAGUUACGCUAUUAAAUAGUGUGGUUUCGAAUAUUCCUAGCUACCAAUUAUCGUUUUAUAAGGUUCCGUCGAAAGUGGUCAAGGAUAUAAGAGCAAUUCAAAGAAAGUUCUUGUGGCAGGGGAUCAAGGACAAGAGAUGUGUGGCGUGGAGAGCCAUUUGGAGUGGUGUAAUGAACGUUCGGUACAGUAAUUUAAGAACAAGGCUAUGGAGUAGGGGUGUUGAAAGUUAUGACUUAAAAGAUUCGUUUUGGUGGAGAGACCUUGUGGCGCUGUGUGACAAUCCUAGAGGCAUUCUGAAUAAUAUUUCUGUCAAAAUUGGUAACGGUAAUGUGACUAGUUUUUGGAAUUCUCGGUGGAUCGGAAGUAUUUGUUUGGCUGAAUUGUAUCCGAUGCUGUACCAAGAGACUAUUUUCAAAUCUGCCACAGUCGACCGACUAGGGAGUUGGAGAGGUAAUUGUUGGGAUUGGGAAGUUAUCAGAGCUUAUGAGGUUCUAGGGCAGGAGGCUUCCUUAGAGCUGGCAGAAUUGCAAAAUAUGUUGUUGGGUAUCGAGGUGAAAGCGAAUCUUGAAGAUGUAAUCGUGUGGCCUUAUGAUGUGUCCAAAUGCUUUACGGUGCGUUCAUGUUAUAAACUGUUAAUUCUAGAGCAUGUUCAUGGAGUGGAGGAGUUGGGAAUUGUCCACGGGCUGAAUCUGAUUUGGGAGGCCCAUGUGCCAUCCAAAAUAAAAAUCUUUGGUUGGCGAUUAUUGCACGACAGAUUGCCGACGAGGAAACAAUUACUACGAAGAGGAAUUAUUGAGCACAAUCAUGAGGCCUUGUGCGUUUUUUGUGGACAAGUCAGCGAAGAUCCAUACCAUCUUUUCUUGCUCUGUCCUGAGAUUCAAAGGGUGUGGAAUGCUAUCAUUCAAUGGUUGGAGCUGGACAGCUAUGCUGCAGUGGAUUGUUGUAGUCAAAUAUGCAUGGGUGUAACCUCCUUGAUGGACAAGAUGCAAAGUAAAAGAGCUGCAGCAAUAUGGGUGACUCUUUUGGAUGAUCUAUUGAAAACUUGGGUUCUUGAGGGUCAAUCUAGAUAUUGGAAGAAACCUUAA